ACAUUAUCCCCCGUAUUUCCCCAAACGAAACAUUUUCUCUUCUUUUGAUCCAAACCACAAAAACCCUUUUGUAAACUUCUCCCCAAAAUGCCUUCAAUACCCGAAGAGCCUAUCCUAGCCUCAAACCCAGAUCGGUUCUGCAUGUUUCCAAUUCAGUAUCCCGAAAUUUGGGAAAUGUACAAGAAAGCAGAGGCAUCGUUUUGGACUGCGGAAGAGGUAGAUUUGUCCCAGGAUACACAGCACUGGGAAAAAUUGACAGAGGACGAGAAGCAUUUCAUUAAGCAUGUUCUUGCCUUUUUUGCCGCCUCGGACGGCAUCGUUUUGGAGAACCUCGCCGGAAGGUUCAUGAAGGAGGUUCAAAUUUCGGAGGCGCGUGCGUUUUAUGGCUUCCAAAUCGCGAUUGAGAAUAUCCAUUCCGAGAUGUACAGCCUUCUUCUCGAAUCUUAUAUCAAGGACUCGGAGGAGAAGAACAGGCUUUUCCACGCAAUCGAGACCAUUCCUUGUGUGGAGAAGAAGGCUAAGUGGGCCCUCCGCUGGAUUGACGGCUCAGAAUCCUUUGCCGAGCGUAUACUCGCCUUUGCUUGCGUUGAAGGGAUUUUCUUCUCGGGAAGCUUCUGCGCAAUAUUUUGGCUAAAAAAGCGAGGAUUAAUGCCUGGAUUAACUUUCUCAAACGAGUUAAUCUCAAGAGACGAGGGUUUACACUGUGAUUUCGCGUGCUUGCUCUACAGCCUGCUGAGGAUGAAACUGAGUGAGGAUAGAGUGAAGGGGCUUAUUGCUGAUGCGGUAGAAAUUGAGAGGGAAUUCGUUUGUGAUGCUCUUCCUUGUGCCCUGGUUGGGAUGAACGGUGAUCUGAUGAGUCAAUACAUUGAAUUCGUAGCUGAUCGACUUUUGAACGCACUUGGGUACAGCAAAUUAUACAAUGUGCAAAACCCGUUUGAUUGGAUGGAAUUGAUCAGUCUGCAGGGCAAAACGAAUUUCUUCGAGAAGAGGGUAGGUGAAUACCAGAAGGCAUCAGUAAUGUCGAGUUUGAAUGGAAAUGGGGAUACCCAUGUGUUCAAGAUUGAUGAAGAUUUCUAAUUUUAAUGGUAACUUGCUAUAUGAAAUAGAUGAUUUGCAGUAAUGAUGUUAUCAUUGGAUUACAUAUAUGUUAGUUUUUUCUUGUUCAACUGAAUUUCGUUUGUAAUAGUAGCUGUAAUCUUUGUUUAAAUAAAUUCUAACCUCGUUUUCAAAUGUU
Olea europaea var. sylvestris is the source of this 1234-nucleotide messenger RNA. Its product is annotated as ribonucleoside-diphosphate reductase small chain. The record is from RefSeq and is a predicted model, not a curated record. Gene Ontology annotation, biological process: deoxyribonucleotide biosynthetic process. Gene Ontology annotation, molecular function: oxidoreductase activity. The transcript has a single exon. NCBI's taxonomy places the organism in Eukaryota, Viridiplantae, Streptophyta, Magnoliopsida, Lamiales, Oleaceae. The coding region runs from base 88 to 1077 and encodes 329 amino acids.